AUUUGGUGUUUGGCACUGGACUGUCUUCAUAAUGGGUUUGAAAAUUUACAGCAAUCCAACAUUCAUCUACUCAUCUAGUUAUAGAGUUGGUGAUUUUGUAGAUUGGGAGCUGGAGAGAGAGUAUGAGAAGUUGCAUUUUGUGAAGCAGGAAAAAUAUAAAAAUUUAGAAGUGUUUUUCCAUACUCAGCCGAGCCACCACCACGACGAGCGUACUGCCACGACGAGCUCAGCCGAGCCACCACCACCGCAGACGACUCCGACGACCCAUCCACCAGUUAGAUCAUUCUCUCUCUCUCGUGUACACACACAGACACACAGAAGCGAGAGAGAGAGUGAGAGAUGGCGACAGCAUCAUUUAGGUGGCUACUACAGCUACACAAGGACGUACCCAAAGCUGCUCGGUUCUACUCAGAGGGGUUGGAUUUCACCGUCAAUGUUUGCACUCUCCGAUGGGCGGAGCUCCAAUCCGGCCCUCUCAAACUCGGCCUUAUGCAAUCCAACAAUGACCAUGCCAUGCAGAAUGGAUACUCUUCACUUCUAUCAUUCACAGUGACUGACAUUAACAGCACAGUGACAAAAUUGAUGGCAUUAGGAGCUGAACUAGAUGGUCCCAUCAAAUAUGAGAUCCAUGGAAAGGUUGCAGCCAUGCAAGGUCUUGAUGGCCACGUGUUAGGCCUCUAUGAACCGGUUUAAGUGCCUUAAAGAAACGAGUUCCUUCUGAUUCUAGCAAAGGAAGUAGGCAGCGAAGAGCUUUAUUGUGGCAUCUUGAACUCUUUUGAUGUCAUGGUGAAGAUAUGAGAAGCUUCUACUUUCUUUGGAUUCCCUUCAAUAAUUGAUAGUGUUUGUUCAUCCAGAUCUAUUACAGCCGUACAUGGUGUGCAGAGUGUUGGACCUGAGAAUAUGGCAUAAAGGGUAGUCAAGAGAGUAUUCAGACAAGGUAUUUGGAUAUUCUUCAGAUUACCUGUCAUGUAGAUGGGGUAUUCUGUGUCAUCCAUAUCUCCCAGAAGUGACAGGAAUUCGUUUCUUGAUCCUUUUGGUAGCAGAGCUGAUUUUAUUGCCUGCUUAUGGAUUUCUCAUCCUGUACCUUUACACAUGACCCAUGAUUCAAAUUUUCAAUUGAAGUUGACUAACUUGACAAAUUAAACAUAUGUUUGGUUCAA
Messenger RNA from Alnus glutinosa, 1160 nucleotides. RefSeq lists its product as uncharacterized. Lineage: Eukaryota; Viridiplantae; Streptophyta; Magnoliopsida; Fagales; Betulaceae. The transcript is spliced from 4 exons. The coding region runs from base 340 to 693 and encodes 117 amino acids. The record is from RefSeq and is a predicted model, not a curated record.